Messenger RNA from Strongylocentrotus purpuratus (purple sea urchin), 1155 nucleotides. RefSeq names its product sperm-activating peptides. NCBI's taxonomy places the organism in Eukaryota, Metazoa, Echinodermata, Echinoidea, Camarodonta, Strongylocentrotidae. The record is from RefSeq and is a predicted model, not a curated record. The transcript is spliced from 8 exons. Bases 187 to 861 code for a protein of 224 amino acids.
GAAGCUUAUUGUAUUCACACCAGCUUCCAGUCGGAAACGUCCUCCAAAUUGCCAAGGUAAUAUAAAUUCCCAUCCCUACGUCGCUCGCUUUCAGAAGUAUUUAAAGGAGUUUCAAGGAAGGCAAAGUCUCCAUCUCGAAACGACACUUUUGACUAUUCCCCUCAACAAGUUGACACGCCGAAGAAGAUGAAAUUCGUACUCGUUCUCCUGUGCAUCGUCAUCGCCGUGGUCGAAGGCAGCCCCAUCACGUCGACUGGCGGCAUGCACUCCGAAUCACAGUCGAACGACCAGUCGAACGACCAGAUUUCAGAUAGUGCCAUGUAUAUUCAAAGCGUCUCACACAUGGCUAUCGUCGAUAUGUUCUCGCCCUUGAUGUCGGCUUUGUCAUCGCUCGACUUACAGUUGUCAAGACUUCAUAGCAUUGCAGUUCAGGUUGACGUCACUAUUCCCAGUGUGGUAUUUCCAAAAAUCGAUGUGACGGUCAUCUAUGAGUGCAAGGCUAAGUAUGAUCCAAAGUACUCACCGGCAAUCACCUAUCUGAUGUCAAAGGAAGACGAGAUCGAGUCUCACAUCGACACAGCAACCCUGCUCGCUCACGGCAUCGAAUACGUCAACAACCUCCUCGUCAACGACGAGAUGGACCAGAAAACCCUUCAAGCGAUGUCAUCCAAGCUCAAUGAUUUCCUGUCCGACUAUUCCAGUUUGAUUUCCGGCUUGCAAUCAUCUAUCUGUGUUGAUGAUAACAUCCCAAUCAGUGAAACCGUACAACAGGAGCAUACAAAGGAAUAUAUGGACCCUGCACUGGAUAUAUUCUUCAGCGAGAGGGGAAAUUGCUUGACGGGCGGCUGUAUCGACAAGUAAGGACGUAUAUGGACAAAUUAUGCUCCAUCAAAUGGAUAGACUCAGCGAUGGUGAUCGGACGAAACAUUAUAAGACAUUAUUUUUCGACCUCAACUCUUGUAAAACAAAUCAGAUGUAUUAUGAGAUCUGACCAUAUUGUUGAGAGGUCACUAAACUGUACCAUACACCUUUGAUAUUUUGCUUUCAUUUGUAUGUAUUUAGUAUGCAUGAUUGUGAUUAUUUGUGAUUCUAAUUAGUAAUGAUUAAAUAGACCAUAUUGAAGUGUACCAAGUUUCUGUGAAGUCUCGUUCGUUC